Molecule: messenger RNA, 636 nt
Organism: Pyricularia pennisetigena
Lineage: Eukaryota; Fungi; Ascomycota; Sordariomycetes; Magnaporthales; Pyriculariaceae
Exons: 5
Coding region: 1-636 (211 amino acids)
Biological process (GO): exocytosis
Cellular component (GO): recycling endosome
Molecular function (GO): GTPase activity; GTP binding
Source: RefSeq, a predicted model, not a curated record
AUGGCCAACGACGAGUACGACUUUCUCUUCAAAGUGGUGUUGAUUGGAGAUUCGGGUGUCGGAAAGUCCAACCUGCUUAGUCGAUUCACCCGCAACGAGUUCAACCUCGACUCCAAGUCGACCAUCGGCGUCGAGUUCGCCACCCGCUCCAUCCAAGUCGACUCCAAAACCAUCAAGGCUCAAAUCUGGGACACGGCAGGCCAGGAGCGCUACCGCGCCAUAACUUCGGCCUACUACCGCGGAGCCGUCGGGGCCCUGCUCGUCUACGAUAUCAGCAAGCAUCAGACCUACGAGAACGUGACCCGGUGGCUCAAGGAGCUGAGGGACCAUGCCGACGCCAACAUAGUAAUCAUGCUGGUUGGAAACAAGAGCGAUUUGCGCCACCUGCGCGCAGUGCCGACCGAAGAGGCCAAGGCAUUUGCAAGCGAAAAUCACCUGUCAUUUAUCGAGACUUCGGCUUUCGAUGCCAGCAACGUCGAGCUUGCUUUCCAAAACAUUCUGACAGAGAUCUACCGCAUCGUAUCAAGCAAGGCCCUCGACAGUGGAGACACUCCAUCAAUGCCGCAGACGGGCACCAACAUUGCGCUGUCCAAUCCGACGGAGGACUCUGCCGCCAAGAAUGGCAAAUGCUGUUAA